AUGCCUCUUGCCAUUGUGAUUGGUGCCACGAAGAACUCUGUGUGCUGUUUACAGUCUGCUCCCAGGGCUGAAUUCCGUCCGAAAGCUUGGGCAGGAAGGAUACAGUCAGACAAAGGAGCAGAUCCACUGGACAAGGAGAACAUGAAACCCUCUACGGCAACCAAUCCGGAGAAUGGUCUCUCCCAGAUCCUGAGGCUUGUGCUGCGAGAGCUGAAUCUGUUCUACAGCCGAGAUGUGAACGGAGUGUGUCUCCUAUAUGAUCUUCUCCAUUCCCCAUGGCUGCAGGCUCUGCUAAAGAUUUAUGAUUGUCUCCAGGAAUUUAAAGAAAAGAAACUCGUUCCUGCCACAACUCAUGCACAGACAUUAUCCUGUGAGGUAGUGGGGAUAUUAUGUGAAACUCCUAAAUCCCCUGAGAUCCAAGAGCUGAAACAAAUCCUCCAGGAUCCACACUUUAAGGCCUUGCUCAGUGCCCAUGACACUGUGGCUCGGAAAGAUUUUGAACCCCUUCUCCCCCCAUUGCCAGACAAUAUCCCUGAGAGUGAGGAAGCAAUGAGGAUUGUUUGUUUGGUGAAAAACCAACAGCCCCUGGGAGCUACCAUCAAGCGCCACGAGAUGACAGGGGACAUCCUGGUGGCCAGAGUCAUCCACGGUGGGCUGGCUGAGAGGAGUGGGUUGUUAUAUGCUGGAGACAAACUGGUGGAAGUGAAUGGAGUUUCAGUUGAGGGACUGGAUCCUGAGCAAGUGAUCCAUAUUCUGGCCAUGUCUCGCGGCACAAUAAUGUUCAAGGUGGUUCCAGUUUCUGCCCCUCCUGUUAAUAGCCAGACGAUGGUGUACGUUCGUGCCAUGACUGAGUACUGGCCCCAGGAAGAUCCCACCAUCCCCUGCAUGGACGCAGGGUUGCCUUUCCAGAAGGGGGACAUCCUUCAGAUUGUGGAUCAGAACGAUGCCCUCUGGUGGCAGGCCCGGAAAAUCUCAGACCUUGGUACCUGUGCUGGACUAAUUCCUUCUAACCACCUUCUGAAGAGGAAGCAACGGGAGUUCUGGUGGUCUCAGCCAUACCAGCCUCACACCGGGCUCAAAUCCACCAUAUCAAUUUCUAUGGAAGAAGAAGAUGACAUGAAGAUUGAUGAGAAGUGUGUGGAAGCAGAGGAGCUUUCAGAAGACAAGGAGGAAUUUGUUGGCUCUGGUCAGAAGUUCUUUAUCGCUGGCUUCCGCCGCAGCAUGCGCCUUUGUCGCCGCAAGUCCCACCUGGGCCCGCUGCGCGCGCGGCUGGGUGGCUCCAGCGCGCCGGGCGCGCCCUACGAGGAGGUGGUCAGGUACCAGCGCCGCCCGUCCGAUAGGCACCGCCUCAUCGUGCUCGUGGGACCUUCUGGUGUUGGAGUCAAUGAACUGAGAAGACAACUCAUUGAACUUAAUCCUAAGCAUUUCCAAAGUGCUGUGCCACAUACUACUCGCUCCAAAAAGAGUUAUGAAAUGGAUGGACGUGAGUAUCACUAUGUGUCAAAGGAAGCAUUUGAAAGCCUCGUGUAUAGUCACAGGAUGCUCGAGUAUGGUGAGUACAAAGGCCACCUGUAUGGCACAAGUGUGGAUGCUGUUCAAACAGUCCUUGAUGAAGGAAAGAUCUGUGUCAUGGACUUAGAGCCUCAGGGUAUUCAAGUAGCUCGAACCCGGGAACUGAAGCCUUAUGUCAUAUUUAUAAAGCCACCUAACAUGAGUUGUAUGAAGGAAUCUCGGAAAAAUGCCAAGAUCAUUACAGACUACUUUGUGGACAUGAAGUUCAAGGAUGAAGAUCUACAAGAGAUGGAGGAUUUAGCCCAAAAAAUGGAGGCACAGUUUGGCCAGUUUUUUGAUCAUGUGAUUGUGAAUGACAACUUGCAAGAUGCAUGUGCCCAGUUGUUGUCUGCUGUUCAGAAGGCUCAGGAGGAGCCUCAGUGGGUACCAGCACCGUGGGUUUCCUCGGAUACUGAGUGUUAAGGAAGCCUCCUGCUUUGUGCCAGAGUUGUAACUAUACCCAUCUGUAACAGAGCUCUGGAAUAACGGCUGCAAAGCAAAACAACAGUAUUUGCUCCCUUUGUAAUGUAUGCAACUUUAAACGUGGUGCAGUUUAUUCAUUAAGCUUAUUUGAAAAAAAUAUUUGCAGUGUAUGCAUGUAGAAUUACCUCCUUGGCUUUCAGGAAAAAAAAAAAGUUUUCCUUUACCUCAUAUGCAGCAGUGGUAAGAAUACAAACAAUGUUAAGCCACUGAGUGUGAAACCCUUUUAUAGAUUUCGUAUGGUCUUUGUACAAUUCAGAUAAAAGAGCUUCCCUAAAUAAAAUAAGUAGUACUUAAUUUCAGAAACUGUAUUUAACCUCAUGCAAUUUCUGUUUUAUGAAAACGGCUUUUACAAAAGUGCCUACUUGACUGACUCGGCAAGAAAAAAGGGUUAAUGUACACAUUUCACAUCUAACAUGAAAACGUACAGAAAUGGCACUGCCCUCAUCAUUUAUACAUCAGUCUACAAGGAAAAAAUUAUUCUUCUGAUCAGAGCUGUAACCAUCAUUAAUUUGCCUAAAAGCCAAUAUCCACAUCACGCCUAAAUUAGGAAAGGGCAAUUGACUUUAGUCCUAGAGAUCGGUAU
Molecule: messenger RNA, 2617 nt
Organism: Mirounga angustirostris (Northern elephant seal)
Lineage: Eukaryota; Metazoa; Chordata; Mammalia; Carnivora; Phocidae
Gene: MPP4
Product: MAGUK p55 scaffold protein 4
Exons: 22
Coding region: 1-1974 (657 amino acids)
Cellular component (GO): adherens junction; plasma membrane
Molecular function (GO): protein binding
Source: RefSeq, a predicted model, not a curated record